Girardinichthys multiradiatus is the source of this 1256-nucleotide messenger RNA. Its product is annotated as solute carrier family 66 member 2. Gene Ontology annotation, biological process: retrograde transport, endosome to Golgi; phospholipid translocation. The transcript is spliced from 5 exons. The record is from RefSeq and is a predicted model, not a curated record. Bases 311 to 1045 code for a protein of 244 amino acids. Gene Ontology annotation, cellular component: endosome; trans-Golgi network. Lineage: Eukaryota; Metazoa; Chordata; Actinopteri; Cyprinodontiformes; Goodeidae.
UGUUCCCUGUAUGAAGCCCGUCUAGAAACUGCUUCUAAUCCAAUAAAGAGAUCGUUGACAGAGAAAUGAACGGAAUAUAAACUGUGGUUCUUGGACCCAAAUAAGGUGCUUGGGUCCGGGGGCGCGCGCCUGUAAGCCGGGCGCGCGCUCGCUGGUCCGGUUUGAGGGUUGAGAUUUGAAAGUUGGAGUUGAGAGGAUCCGGGCGUGCUAUAAAACGUCAAAGGUUCUGUACAGGGUUCGGGAUUACUGACUGAAGAGGACAGGUGGUCCUUCAGCAUCUCUCUGAGACCCCUGAAAUUGUUCCAGAGUGAUGGAUGCGGAGGUGGUUCUCCAGGAGGAGGACAUGGAGGGCUCGUGGACGUUGCUGUCUUUGUUCUCCUCCUUCCUCAUGGUGUUUGGGGGCGCCCUGCCGUACAUCCCACAGUAUCAGGAGAUCCAGAGAAGCAGCAACACUGAGGGUUUCUCCACAAGAGUUUGCCUGGUUCUGCUUAUAGCCAACAUCCUGCGAAUUUUCUUUUGGAUAGGGAAACAGUUCGAGCUGACCCUGCUGCUCCAGAGUGUGGUAAUGAUCCUGACCAUGCUUGCCAUGCUCCACCUCUGCUGCACAGUCCACAGCACCAACCGAGUGAGCACCAAGCAGCAUCGGCUUACAGACUUGGAGCUGCACUACUUUUGGAAGUGGAGUGCUUUUGAGGACUACCUCCUCUUCUGUUUUGGUUUCACUGUGGUCUCUGCUGUGGUCACCCUGCUGCUGUUGGACUACAUCAUGUUUGUUGAGACUCUGGGCUCCCUGGCUGUGAUGUUUGAGGCGAUGCUUGGCAUCCCGCAGCUGCUGCAAAACUUCCACAACAGCUCCACCAAAGGAAUGAGUGUGAAGAUGGUCCUGCUCUGGACAGCGGGUGACGUCUUCAAGACCACCUACUUUGUGAUGAACGAAAGCCCAGCUCAGUUCUGGGUGUGUGGUUCAGUCCAAAUCCUCAUCGAUGUGGCCAUCCUGCUUCAGGUGCUGUUUUACAGCCAGGACACUUGGGCCAAGCUUGGGUAAAGCCUGGCUCAGGAAGAAGAACAUUUUGGGAGAAGAAUCAUAAAAUCAGUGGCUUGUGUUUAAAUGUGAUUAUUUUUUGUAUGUUUGACAUGAGAAAAUGGAGAAAACCAAAGUAAAUGUUUUAGUAUCCUCUGUAUGGUAAAGUCUCAGAGACCCAACCAAAAUGUAUCUAGAAGAAACCCAAUCAAUAUAUAAUAUGAAAGAAACAGUA